AUGACGUCACUUCAAGUAGAUAAUUCUGAUAUCACCACUUUAACAAGUUUCGAUUUUCAUCGACCUUUCGAACAAGAUAACGAAAAUGUUAUUGCGAAAUUAUUUCACCGUGUUAAGAGUUCCUUCACAAAUUCGGUUCCUUCACAUUCUACCAAGUCUAAUAAUGCAUUAUUGGAUUCUCACGAUAAUUGUUCGAUUAUUUCACCACCGUUAUCACCAAAAUUUACACCUUCUUCACCUUUAAGUUCUUCACCAUUCGAUAAAGUAAAUAAAAAUUUCUCUAUACAACUUCCUCCACCACCACCUGUUAUUAACGUGAUACCUCCUUUCUUAGAAAAUGCAAAUACUUUAACACCUCUUAUCGAUUUAGAAGAUGGGAUUCAAGAUUAUACUGAAUCAAAUUUAAUUUAUAAUAACAGUGAUAAUGAUGAAAAUGAGAAUAAUAAUAAAAAUAAUAAAGGAGAUACAUCAGAUACCCGUUCAAUUAGAUCUACUGCAUCAUUUGGUAAUAAUUAUUCCAUAAGUAAAGUUAUGAGGCGACUUCGAGGUGAAGGAGUGAAUAAAGAUCAUUGGAUGUCUGAUGAUACUUGUAAAUCAUGUUAUGAUUGUAAAGCGAAUUUUACUAUUUAUCGAAGAAAACAUCAUUGUCGUCAAAUCUUUUGUUCAAAAUGUGCAUCAAAUAUUAUUCCCGGUGAGAAAUUUAAUCAUGAAGGAUCAAUUCGCGUUUGUGAUUUCUGUAGUAGAAUAAUGAGAGAAUAUGAAGACUCUGAUCCUGGAAUGUCUGAAAAAAAAGAAUUUACUUAUCCUCCCCGUCCCCCUUCACCUGAUACUCUUUCAUUAAAUGAUGGAAUUAAGAAAAUCAUUUCUGUUGCUAGUUCUUCUUUAUUUAUGUCAAGAUCAAGAUCAAAUACUAUAACUGAAGAACCACAACAUCCUUCUUCUUCUUCAUCUACCAAUGGUUUACCUACUCCUCCUGUUCCUUUUCGACAAGUUUUAAUUUCUGAAUAUGCUGGAAGUGAUGAUGAAUUUGAAUUUGAUCCUAGAUUAAAAAGUAUUCAUAAGCAACGUCCUCCUCCUCCUUCAAGUUUUUCUUCUAAUUCUUCAAUUACAAGAAGAUUAAGUCAUACUCAUCCAAUUAGAAUGAGUAGAAGUUAUCUUAGACCAAUUACCACAAAUAUAAUGCAACCAAUUGAAGGUUCCGAUUCAAGACCUUCUUCUCCUUUUAGGCAUGUUCGAACUGCUUCUUUACCUGUAAAAGUUGAAAUUAAUACUGCUUCACAACAACAUAUGAGAAAAUUGUUAAGGCAAUUCUUACGUGAAUCGGAAAUUGAUUUAUCUGAAGGAUGGGAAGAAGUAAUAAUGAAAUUAAUGAUAGAAGUUUCAAAUAAUCUUAAUCCUAAUGUUCGUAAUGGGGAUGAUAUUGAUAUAAGGCAUUAUGUCAAAAUAAAAAAAAUUCCUGGUGGAACUCCCAAAGAUUCCGAAUAUGUUCAUGGAGUUGUUUGCGCAAAAAAUUUGGCUCACAAAAAAAUGCCAAGAAUACUUCAUAAUCCUAAAAUUCUAAUUUUAACAUUUGCAUUGGAAUAUCAUCGGAUUGAAAAUCAACUUAUGUCCUUAGAACCUGUAAUAGCUCAAGAAGAACAACAUUUACGUAAUCUCGUUAAUCGUAUUUCCGCGUUCGCUCCUAAUUUGGUCUUGGUAGAAAAAACCGUUGCACGUAAAGCUUUACAAUUCUUAUUAGAAAAAAAAAUCGCGGUGGCAAUAAAUGUUAAACCUUCGGUAAUUGAAGCCGUAGCAAGAUGUGCUCGAGCUGAUAUCAUUCCUUCAAUCGACAUCGCUUUAGCUCCUAACCUAGGAGAGUGUGGAGCAUUCUCAGUUAAAACAUUUGUACAUCAACUUAUUCCAGGAAGAAGAAAAACUUAUUUAUUUUUUGAAAAUUGUCCAAAAAAAUUAGGAUGUACUAUAGUCAUAAGAGGUGGUGAUUUAGAAACUCUCAAAAAGAUUAAACGUAUUACGGAUUUAAUGGUUUUCGUAGUUUAUAAUUUGAAAUUAGAAUCUUCUCUUAUAUCCGAUCAAUACUCAAAUUUUCCUCUCAUUAUUCAAUCAAAUGAUAAAAAUGAGAAUGAAAAAAAUGUUAAUGAAGAUGCCAUUUUGAAACCUUAUCAAUCUACCAUUUUAUCAGUUUCCCCAUUUAUAAAAUUCCCUCCUCCUUAUCUAUUAACAAAAAUGAAACAAGCCGAACAAAGACUUAAAGAAUUAAGUCUCAAACGGAAUGGUUUGAGUGGUGGAUUUAAAGAUAACGAAAAGACUCAUUCAUCAUCUUCAUCUAUUAAUGGUAUUUUACGUACUCCCGAACAAGUUGUUGCCGAAGGAGAAUUUUGUGAAUCUAUUCAUGAACAAAUGCUUCAAACUAGAGCUUGGGAAAAUUAUACAUAUAACAAUGUUGUUAGUCCUUACGCUCAUCAAAAUAUAGCUGUUCUAUUUACUAAAAUUUGUAUCGAAACAAAAGAACCUUGUAAUGGUCCAGAGAUUUUACUUAUGGAAUAUUAUCGGGAAUCGGAUCGUACUUUAGGACAAUAUCUUGAAGAAACUUUUUCACGAUCUUCAUAUCUUUGUCGUACCUGCGAGCGUCCUAUGAUCUUACAUUAUCAUGUUUUUUGUCAUGGAAAUGCUAGAAUUAUUGCUUCGAUUGAAGAAACCGAUGUAUCUCAAUUAGUUAUUGAACCUAAUAUUUAUCUUUUAACUCAUUGUAAAAAAUGUAAUCUUUCAACUGAUUUGGCACCAAUGUCAGAUGAAACAUGGAAAUAUUCAUUUGGAAAAUAUCUUGAAUUAUCAUUUUAUCAAACACAAUUGAAAAGUCAAUUGGAAAAUUGUACUCAUGAUGUUUUUCGAGAACAUGAAUUAUUAUUUCAUUUUAAUGGACUUGUAAUAAGAUUUGAAUAUGAACCAAUUGAACUUUUAGAAAUUUUCCCACCCCCAAUGACCUUAUAUACUAAACCGGAAGUACAUAUUCGUUUAAAGAAUCAAGAUUUAGAUGAUAUUCGUAACAAGAUUACAAAUUAUUGGGAUUCUGUUACAGAUCGAAUUAAAAAUUUCAAUUAUGAUAUUGUUCAAACGGAUAAAGUUGAAGGGUGUAAACAAGAAUUACUUGAAAUGUCUCGAAGAGUUGUUACUGAGAAAAAUCUUAUGCUUCAGAAACUUAAACAGACCUAUAUUAAUAGUACUCCAGAAGAUUCAUUAGCAUUAAAUAAUGUUAUGUAUUUACUUCAAGAAAAGGUUGUGGCUUGGGAUAAAGAUUUUAAUGAAUUUGCUCGACAUUAUUUCCCUCGUCUUACUGCGGGACAAUUAGCAAGAUUUUUCGUAGAUAAUCAUGAAGUGAUCACAUUAGGACGAGGACAUUCAGGAACACUGUUAAAUGAUUUACCAUUAAUUAAUAUGGAUUUUGAUACUGGAGCAAAUUCGGAAAAACUUGAUGAAGAAGGAUAUGGUCCAACAAUAUUUCCAAAAUUAGGAAGUUCACCUAUGGAGGAUUUCAUUCGUGAUCAAUUUAAAGAUCUCGAUUAUUAUCAAGAUGAUAAAAUUGAAAGCCUUGAGAAUGAUAUUGAAAAGGCGAAUUCACAAAUGUCCAUGUUUCCAUUUAUGGAUCCAAAAGUUUCUCGACGAUUAUCAAUGAAAUGGAUGAAAGAAUCAAAAAAUGGUCGAAGACAAAAAAAGAACAAUCGUACGACAUCCGAAGCUAUAUUUACUUCAAUAAUUGAUAAGACGGAAGAAUCUAUAGAUUAUUCACAAUAUCCAGAAACUAUACCCCGUCUAUUACCAACAACGGUAAGACAAAGAUCUUCAAGAUUGGCACCGAAAGGAUUACCAUCAUUCGAAAAACCUAGUGAAUCCGAAAGAAAUCAAUUAGUAAUACAAAAUAGAUCAAAUCGUCCACCAAAUUCUAGACCUACUCGUUUACCAUUUGUACCUGAAAAAGAUAAUAAUGUAACUUUGAAAUUGUCAACUCUAAAGAGAAAUCAAAAUAUUCCUUUUGAAAGGUCCGCGAUACCUCGAUCAUCAAGUUCAAGGCAAUUUAAAUUAACGAAAAAUCCCGUGGAUAAUUAUGGUCUUAGUCCACUUCGAACUCACGAAAAUAGUAGUAGUCGUCGUAGAAUGUCAGGACUUCGUAAACAAAAACGUACAAAAAAAACUGUUCUUCCUACAAAACCAACUAUUGAAGUAUUUAAUAACUCCGAGGCGGCAACUGCGGAAGAAUCGGAUGAAGAAGAAUUUGGUGAAAGCGCAGAUGAUGAACAUGACACUAAUUCCGAUGAUGAAAUUAAAUUUUUUUCUUUAAAUAGUACUGAUGCAUUUGAUGAGUCAUUAGGAAAUGAAGAAUUUUUCCCAUUACCCGGUCGUGAACCAUUAAAUGAAUCUUAUAUGUAUCAUUCCGCGUUGGCGUUUUUAGGUCAAGACUUAAAUGAACCAACAGCUCCAGUAACUUAUCCACAAGAUACUUUUAAUGGAACAGGGAGAGUUAUACCAUUGGUUAGGUCGCUCGCGAAUCUUUGGACGGAUAAAAAACAUUUAAAUCCUUUGGAUUAUCCUUUAAAUCAAACCGAGCACGUAUUUCCUGAUUCCUCGAUAAUUGUAAGAGAGGAUGAACCAAGUUCCAUAAUUGCUUUUUCUUUAAGCUCUCACGAGUAUUUAGAAAAAUUGAAAAGCAUGCAACCAUCUUACCAGAAAAAUGAAGCGUUCAUGCCGGAUGAAGAUCGUAGAGGUGCCAACGUUUCCAAUUGGGGACUUCUUGACGCGGACGAAAAUAACGAUGCAGAGGAUGGUUUAAUAUCUCACAUGAAAUAUCAAUUUUCUGGUGGAUCAACCCACCUUUUCUGUAAAAUAUUUUGUGCCGAGCAAUUUGAUAAUCUUCGAAGAAAGUGUGGCUGUGAAAGUACAUAUAUUCAAUCAUUAGCACGAUGUGUGAAAUGGGAUUCUUCUGGUGGAAAAUCUGGAUCGGCAUUCUUAAAAACUCGAGAUGAUCGUCUGGUUAUGAAGCAAAUUUCACGACAUGAAGUCGAUGCAUUUGUGAAAUUUGCUCCUAGAUAUUUUGAAUACAUGACUAACGCAUUAAUUGAUGUUAGUUUAUGA
Molecule: messenger RNA, 5124 nt
Organism: Diversispora eburnea
Lineage: Eukaryota; Fungi; Glomeromycota; Glomeromycetes; Diversisporales; Diversisporaceae
Source: the annotation of a GenBank genome assembly